Molecule: messenger RNA, 5300 nt
Organism: Solea solea (common sole)
Lineage: Eukaryota; Metazoa; Chordata; Actinopteri; Pleuronectiformes; Soleidae
Product: basic helix-loop-helix ARNT-like protein 1
Exons: 17
Coding region: 433-2268 (611 amino acids)
Biological process (GO): regulation of transcription by RNA polymerase II
Cellular component (GO): nucleus; cytoplasm; aryl hydrocarbon receptor complex
Molecular function (GO): protein dimerization activity; RNA polymerase II cis-regulatory region sequence-specific DNA binding; DNA-binding transcription factor activity, RNA polymerase II-specific
Source: RefSeq, a predicted model, not a curated record
UGAUAUUCCGCCAGAAAAGUCGAAAAUGUUGUGUUCAGAGUGAAAAGAUGCCGUUUAAGUGUGUGAACUGGCUGAAAGCAGCUUUUCUUGUUAAACACGGCACAUGAAUGAACCAGGUAAAACAAAAAAGGUCAUAGUGGAGGAGACAAGUGUGAGCCCUUACGUUUGUUUCCCAACGAAUAUGGGUGUCUGAGUCUCUGCCUCCUCAAUAAUGAGAAAGUAAGAGGAAAAAAACUAUAGUUGGAGAAGAAGGAGGAGGAGGAGGAGAAGAGGAGAGGAGGGUGUCGGGAAAAAAAAAGAAGUAAAUUAUACAACGCGCCGGCUCUCUUCCACAGCCUCCUCCUCUCAUCUCCCCCACUACUAUAGCUGGUGGCUCCACACUCGCCGCGGCGCUCCGGAGCCUUCAGCGGACACCGGCUACUGUCCGUCGGCAUGUCGGCCGGUGGCUCUGAGGGGAUGGCUGACCAGAGGCCAGUGGAGGAGCCGGGUCCGAGCCAGAUGGGACUGUCACUGCCAGCUGUCGAGUUGCCAAGGAAACGAAAGGGAGACGUGGAGGAGAGAUCAGAUGCCCAGCUACAGGAAGGCCUUGACUUCCAAAUGGACGACGACCUCAGCAGGUCUGAAGGAGAGGAUCAGCAAGUCAAAAUGAAAUGCUUCAGGGAGCCUCAUCGCCAGAUUGAGAAGCGGCGAAGGGAUAAAAUGAACACUCUCAUUGACGAGCUGUCCGCGAUGAUCCCUGCCUGUCAGCCAAUGACUCGAAGACUUGACAAACUCACUGUGCUGCGAAAGGCUGUCCAACACUUGAAAACCCUCAAAGCUGGGACGAGCAGCGCCUUCACAGACACCAGCUACAAGCCUUCCAUUCUGUCUCACGAUGACCUUGAGCACCUUCUGCUCAGUGCUGCAGACAGUUUCCUGUUAGUUGUGAGCUGUGAACGAGCGAAAAUCCUGUUCCUCUCCGAGUCCGUCUCCAAGAUCCUCAACUUAAGUCGGUUGGAGCUGAUCGGACAGAGUCUGUUUGACUUCAUUCACCACAAAGACAUCAACAAGGUGAAGGAGCAGCUGUCGUCCUCUGACCUGCAUCCUCGCCAACGCCUCAUAGAUGCAGCGACCGGAGCUCAGGUGCAGACCGAUGCCCCCAUCAGGGCCUCUCUGUCCACUGGGGCUCGACGUUCCUUCUUCUGUCGCAUGAAGCUCAGUCGGGUCGCUGGGAAGCACGAAGACAAACGCCCUCUGCCCACUACUUCCAAGAAGAAAGACACCUACAGAUACUGUACCCUGCACUGCACUGGAUACAUGCGGAGUUGGCUGAGCAGCCAGAUGGACUCCGAGGGCGACACUGAGAAGGAAACCUCAAACUUGACCUGUCUGGUGAUGGUGUGCUGCCUCCACCCUCACGUACCCCAUCACCCUUCCAAAGACCUCAAGGUCAAGCCCACUGAGUUCGUCACCCGCUGUGCGAUCGACGGCAAGUUCACUUUUGUAGACCAACAAGCCACGACUGUUAUUGGUUAUCUGCCACAGGAACUCCUGGGCACCUCGUGUUAUGAGUACUUCCACCAGGACGACCUGCAGCACCUCUCAGAGAAACACAGGCAAGUUCUUCGGUGCAAAGAGAAGAUUGAGACACAGUGCUACAAGUUCAAAACAAAAUAUGGCUCCUAUGUUUCACUCCAAAGUCAGUGGUUUAGUUUCACAAAUCCGUGGACCAAAGAAGUUGAGUUUAUUGUGUCUGCAAACAGGGUUAUCUCCAGGGGGCCUGGUCACACAAAAGAUGAUGAGGAGGGAGGUUCUAAAGCACUUCAGGAAGUCACAAAGCAAAUACCCAUAAUUCCUGGCCUUUCCAGUGGAUCGGGGACAAUGAUCUACGCAGGCAGUAUAGGGACCCAAAUAGCAAAUGAGCUCACAGACUCCUACAGAGUGAACUCGUCUCCAUCAAGCGGAGCAUCCAGUCCGUUUGGUCCAGUCCAGGAGAAAUUUUCACUGGUUUCCCCUCAAACCAGCAGGAGUGUAUCCAGCAGAGACGACACAAUGGGCAGUUUAUCACAGUCUCAGUCGGACUCCAGGACGGCGAUGGGAGCUAGCAGCGCAACAUCUGAAAGUACAGGUGAACCAUCCCAGUUAUCAGACUUGGACAACAUGGUGGUGCCAGGCCUGAGCAACUUCACCAACGAUGAGGCAGCCAUGGCGGUCAUCAUGAGCCUGCUGGAGACGGACGUAAACAUGGGUCAGUCUGGAGCUUUUGAGGACUUAAACUGGCCUUUCUAGAAGGCGAAAACACUUACCACCACCAUAUGUGCUUUUUGUGCCAUUUUCUUGCCAUUUGCCAAGAACCUGGCUCUUCACUCAUUCACUGUUGUGAUGGACUGAUCUGGUCAAAAUCACUGGUCUUAAAAAAGGCUGGCUGCAGACACAAGAUGGCAGACCUCAGACAUGGAGGACCACUCAGUGAGUUGUCUUAUGUCACAUAAUACCCAUGAUGAUUCUACUUGCAGCUGGUUUACGCCCUGAAAACAAGUUGCUCAAAAAUGUCAAGUAGAAACACUGAAAUUAAAAGAAUGAAAACAUCAAAACUUGAGCACCCUCAACCAACUUGAACAAAAUAAUGAAUAUAAAUAACCACUAACUCCUGACUCCAUGUGAUAUAUUUCCUCUGGCAGGUAGUUCUAGAGUCUUACUUAUAAGCUCUAAAAUAAAAUAAAUAAUUAAAGCACUGAUAAUGCCACAAACUACAGCAUCAAUAGCUUCACCGACUACAGUCAUGAGUCAUUUACCCAUGUCUCUGUUUGUAUUUAUAAAAUACAUUAUUGGCUGUUUGUAGCUUUAGAAUAAGCUUUGUAUAUGUGCUUCAGGUCCUUGUUUUACAGAGGCUGCCGUUUUGCACUGUGCUGUUUCUACAGCAGCUUGAACGGAUUCCUUUUUGGUAUGCAGAGGCCACCGUAGUUCCCUGACAUGUUAAGGAAAGGGAGGAGUUAGAGGUUUGUUACAAUUGGCAGCGUUUGCAUCACUUGUUGCAUCACUAAUUCUUGCACACUUGAACUUAAAAAGGACAAGAAAAAAACCCAUAUGUAAACUUGUAAGGAAGUGAAAUCUGAGUGGAUACAGACUUGGAAAAAUAGUAAUGUAUUGUAUAUGGGAGAAAAAACUAGCAUGACACACACUAACAAAGCAGAAUACAUCUGCUGUGAAGCUCUUAUGUGCUCCAUGUUUUGAGAUUUGCCCUUGUGUCUGCUGUGUUGGCCUCUUCACUGGACCUGGACCAGAGGCUGUAACACCUCGUACUUGAGGACGCCAGGUGGAAGUUUAAGUUGGUAGGAGAUACUGUGAUUAGCUUGUUGGUCAUGCAGCUCUGGCCUGAAGGACAGAAGGACGUCACUGUGUCCUCAGAGUCCGUGGUGAUUCCGGGUUGCAUCUCCAAACGUGGGCAGUGCUGCUAAAGAAAGUCCUCAAACCUUUUCACUUUAGUGACAGCUGUGGUACCAGGUGAUAACUGAUAAGUUUGUUCUAUUUAUUUACUGUACUUUUUAAAGAUUCCAGAUGGUAACGAGUGUACAAGAAACUGCCAAUGCUACUCUGAGUGAGCUGAAAACCUUUCUGUGGGUUUAAAUUGAGUCAAUGGAAUAGUUUUUCCAUUUUCCUUGAAUAUUUAGUCCAUUUGGAAGGUUUUAAUUAAAGGUCUAGAGUAUAGAAUGAAUGGGGGGGGGGGGUUAUUAUGUAAAAGUGUACUGUGUUCUUUUAAAUUAUCACAUAAAAAUGUACAACUGUUGUGUAUUAUUUAAAAAGAGCAUGUCCCAUGCUCUGCCAUGUUUGUUUACAAACAGUAUUCAGUUGGUUGCAUUAUACAACUUUACCAAUAGGUGGCACUACAUCUUACACACUGUUUCUUAAACACAGCUGCACAAACCGCCAAGCUGCCAGUAAUGUCUUAAUGUCAACAAAAGAUUCAAUUAAUACAACUAUACUUUACAAGCUUUUUUUCAUUUCGUCGGCCAAGCAGCUGUCAAACAUGCAGACUUCAAACAGAAUCAUUGAACGAUCAGGAACUGUAAACCCAAGAGUAACGAUAUAUUCAUGUUGAUGUUACUCGUUUACAGCAUCCAUCUCAAUAAGUGUAGAACAUCCGUCUGAACAGCUAACUGUUUGAAAAAAAAAAACACACUUGAAUUAAAAAAAUAAUACUUGAAUAUUAAGCAGUUUUAUAGAUAGAUAGAUACUUUAUUCAUCUCACAGAGAAAUUAUUAUAAAAAGGACAACUUUAUUUAUUUCUUUUUGGAUUCGUUAAAUAAAAACAAACAGAUAAACCAGACGAGCACCUGCCAGGUGAAAUUUAAAAGAAGUGAAAAACACAUUUCUCAACUCUCCUUAAUAUUAGUUUUCACACUGAAGAACAGAGCUCUAUUACUGCCUGUGCACAUAUUUACUGAAACCUACUCAACACAGUUCUGUGAAGGACAACCACUGUCCACUUCACUCCUGGGAAAAUGUAGACAGACUGUGGAUAUAAGAACGUUCUCCAGUGUUAACAAGACACAAGCAAGUCUUUUUAUUUAUUUAUUUAUUUUGGAAGACACGUGUUUGUGUCUCCUUUGCGCUACUGUUGCCCUAAAAGUACUUACCUUCCACUGCACAGAAAUGAUCCAUCGCAAUGAAGGAGCUAAUUGUGGUGCCAUCUAUUAUUGAAUAACCCAUUAGCGUAAAAGCUAUUCUGAAUGUAAUCCGUGCAGAGGUAGUGCACAGAAAUCAAUUUGAACACAAGUGGUGCAUUUACAAGUGAAGGUUGAGGGUCUGAGCAAAUGGCCAUGAAUGAUGUACAGUAUAUUAUGAAGCUAUUUAUUUCCUCACAACCACACGUUUGAUGCCAGCUUUCCGUUGUUGACAGGCUGAUGAAAGCGGGUUCACCAAAAAUAAAAAGCAAAAAAGCAUUUUUAUCACAGCACAAACUCCUGAUAUCAGCUGUGUGAGAGUAUGUGAGUGUGGAUUUUAGUUGAAACCCAGGGACUGGCCUUCAUGUGUAACCUCUGGUUUGUAUCACUGAUUCUCCCUGUAGUUUGAGAAGCAUCAUGUGAUUGAUUGUGUUGCCUUAAACACAUGCUGUCUCAGCACAGGGUUCGAUUGUGAAUCAAGCCCUCUGUGCUUUCAUUGACUUAAAAAAUAGUGUUGGUAAUGGACAUUAUUUGCUGUUGCCAUCAGUGCCACUUGACAACAAUCACUGAAGUGUAUUGAACAUGCCCUGCUUAAGACAAAAUGUCUGAUAUUUGUAUGUGCAACCUGUCGAUGUAUCUGCUGUAACAAGGGAUGGA